AUGGUGACUGAAGCGUACAAGAAGUCAUCCUUCUCGACCCCACAGUGGUGGAAGGAGGCGGUCGUGUACCAGAUCUACCCCUCCUCCUUUCAGUCGCAUCCAGGCGCAACCACAGGAUGGGGCUCGAUUAAGGGCAUAACCUCGCGGCUAGACUAUCUGAAGAGCCUUGGCGUCAAUGUGGUCUGGUCCAGCCCCAUCUUCAAGUCACCUCAGGCAGACAUGGGCUAUGACAUUGCGGACUAUAAGGAGAUCGAUCCAUGCUAUGGCUCUCUCGAGGAUGUAGACGUGCUCAUCGCCGAGUUGAAGAAGAGAGACAUGAAACUGAUGAUGGAUCUCGUUGUCAACCACACCAGCAACGAGCACGCUUGGUUCCUGGAGUCCAAGAAAAGCAAGAACAGCCCAAAGCGAGAUUGGUACAUCUGGCAGAAGCCCAAGAGCAUGGGCGUCGAUGGACAGCCUGAGCCCCCAAACAAUUGGGCCCAAAUCCUCGGCGAUGCGAACUCAGCAUGGACAUACGACGAGGGUUCUGGGGAAUACUACCUAAGUUUGUUCACACCCGAGCAACCCGACCUCAACUGGGAGAAUCCUGAGGUCCGUGCUGCAGUCUGGGAUGUAAUGCAUUUCUGGCUGAAGCGUGGUGCCGCCGGCUUCCGCAUGGAUGUUAUCAACCUAAUCUCCAAGGUCCCUGGGUACCCUGAUGCCGAAGUUGUUCUUGGGGAGGGCCACAAGUACCAGCCAGCAUUCAAGUACUUCGUCAAUGGGCCGAAGCUCCAUGAUUAUCUUCAAGAGAUGCACCAGGAAGUACUGAGCAAAUACGACACAAUCACUGUGGGCGAGAUGCCAGGGGUAAGCGAUGAGAAGGAAAUUCUACGAACUGUCGGGGCAAAGUCCGGGGAACUGAGAAUGAUUUUCAUCUUUGAUGUCGUUGACAUUGACAAGCCCCACGUCAGAAUGGCUUUGAAACCUUGGGAUGUCAAGGAGAUGAAGAGCAUCAUUUCGAAGUGGCAGAGGGUUAUGAUUGACCUAGAUGGUUGGAAUUCUGUCUUUAUUGAGAACCACGACAACCCUCGGUCCGUUUCGCGCUACGCCGACGACAGUGACGAAUACAGACAUCUCGGCGCCAAGCUUAUCGCUCUCAUGCAGACCACACUCGGCGGUACACUCUUCGUGUACCAAGGCGAGGAGAUCGGGAUGCGGAAUAUCCCCAAGAACUGGGGUAUCGAGGAGUUCAAGGAUAUUGAGACGGUUAACUAUUGGAAGAAGGUUGAAGAGCUCUACGCCAAUGACCCAGAGUUAUUACAUCAUGGCCGUACAGUCGUUGAUAUGAAAGCCCGAGACCACGCUAGAACACCCAUGCACUGGGAUGCAUCCGACAAUGCAGGGUUCUGCGAUGCGGAUGUCAAGCCGUGGAUGCGCGUGAUGGACGAUUAUAAGACAAUCAAUGCCGAAGCGCAGAUGAAGGACGAUUCGGAGAACCUCUCGGUCUGGCAGUUCUGGCAGCGUGGUCUGAAGGACCGAAAAGAGCACGCCGACGUCUUCGUCUACGGAGACUUCGAGGAAUUGACUCACGAGCAUCCCCAAGUCUUCGCGUAUACGAGGACAAGCGCGAAGGGCGAGAAGUGGCUCGUAGUAUUGAACUAUUCCGGUCGGCAGGUCGAAUGGUUGCUGCCCGAGGGCUUGAAGGUGGACUUCUGGGCAGCUGGCAACUACACCAAAGGCCGGGUUGAGAAGCCAAAGUCUGCCAUUGUACCACUCAAACCCUGGGAAGGCGUUCUGGGAAAGUGCGCUUGA
Molecule: messenger RNA, 1791 nt
Organism: Neoarthrinium moseri
Lineage: Eukaryota; Fungi; Ascomycota; Sordariomycetes; Amphisphaeriales; Apiosporaceae
Exons: 1
Coding region: 1-1791 (596 amino acids)
Biological process (GO): oligosaccharide catabolic process
Molecular function (GO): alpha-amylase activity
Source: RefSeq, a predicted model, not a curated record